Molecule: messenger RNA, 1050 nt
Organism: Paramormyrops kingsleyae
Lineage: Eukaryota; Metazoa; Chordata; Actinopteri; Osteoglossiformes; Mormyridae
Source: RefSeq, a predicted model, not a curated record
AUGCCACCCUACAGUAUACCACGCCACGCAGUGGGCCACCCUACAGAACACCAUGCCACGCAGAGUACCACCCUACAGUAUACCACGCCACGCAGUGGGCCACCCUACAGAACACCAUGCCACGCAGAGUACCACCCUACAGUACACCAUGCCACGCAGUGUNCCACCCUACAGUAUACCACGCCACGCAGUGGGCCACCCUACAGAACACCAUGCCACGCAGAGUACCACCCUACAGUACACCAUGCCACGCAGUGUGUCACCCUACAGUACACCAUGCCACACAGUGUGCAACCCUACAGAACACCUUUGCCAUGCAGUAUGCCAUGCUACAGAACACCAUGCAACACCGUGUACCACCCUACAGAACACCAUGCCAUGCAGUGUGCCAUCCUACAGUACACCAUGCUACGCAGUGUACCACCCUACAGUACACCAUGCCACGCAGUGUACCACCCUACAGAACAGCAUGCCACACAAUGUGCUACCCUGCAGAACACCAUGCCACGCAGUGUACCACCCUACAGUACACCAUGCCAUGCAGUGUGCCACCCUAAAGUACACCAUGCCACACAGUGUACUACCCUACAGAACAGCAUGCCAUGCAAUGUGCCACCCUACAGAACACCAUGCCACGCAGUGUACCACCCUACAGUACACCAUGCCACGCAGUGUGCCACCCUACAGUACACCAUGCCACGCAGUGAGCCACCCUACAGAACACCAUGCCACGCAGNACGCAGUGUGCCACCCUACAGUACACCAUGCCACGCAGUGAGCCACCCUACAGAACACCAUGCCACGCAGUGUGCCACCCUACAGUACACCAUGCACGCAGUGCGCCACCCUACAGAACACCAUGCCAUGCAGUGUACCACCCUACAGUACACCAUACCACGCAGUGCACCACCCUACAAAACACUAUGCCACGCAGUGUACCACCCUACAGUACACCAUGCCACGCAGUGUGCCACCCUACAGAACACCAUGCCACGCAGUGUACCACCCUACAGAACACCAUGCCACCCAGCUAUAAACGAAGCGAAUUAA